GUGCUGCUGUUAAGGAAACACUUUUGUAUUUUGUUCAAGUCUCCGUUGAGUUGAGUGUCAGUUUGUAGGUGGAUGUUCCCGUUGUUUUUCCGCCAAACGCCAGAAUACAAAAUUGGCAAUUUAAAGAAAUAAGCUGCAUUUAAAUUGGAUGCUCUUCGCUAUUGCAGCUUAGUGUUUGAGUUUGGCUGAUAUAGAACACGCAUCUACAGUAUAAAAAAUAUAAUACUCAAAUGUGACAAAUGAUACAAAAGUAUCACAUAAAAAAGAAAAUGGAAAAUGUUAAAGGUGGGUUGAAAGCUGAAAGCCUCUCACUAAAGAAGACCACAGACCAAAACACAAUCUAACAACUUCACAAAUGUUUCAAAAGUGAAGUUAAACUGAUCUUAUCAUCUCCUCCCCCUGUGUUAUCAUAGGGGCCCCUCUUUACUCUCCUUCCCCCUCUGGCAAAGGGGGCUUGUCUUAACAUUUACUGGAAAAGCUCUUAUUCAGCUUCUAUCAGAACAAUACAAACCUCUGGCUGUCACGGCUGCCCUCAUUAGAGGAGAGCGAAUGGAGAGAAGAAAACAUUUGAACAAGAUGUCUCUCACUGAUCUUUGGAUAGUGCUGCUGGGCUGUUUAGCACUUUGUCAAGCGGCACCUACCAUCGCCCCAACGGUUUCACCAGAGGACCAAGACCUUGCCGAGGGAUAUCUCUCUCAGUUCUACACUGACGUUGGGAUGGCAAACUCCUCGGUGCGAAGCAUCACCAACGACUCCUUCAGCCAGGACCUACAGGCCAUGCAGGCUUUCUUUGGCCUGGAGGUGACUGGCGUCUUGACCAAAGAGACAGUGGAGGUGAUGAAAGCACCGAGAUGUGGCGUGUCAGACAUCAGCCGAUAUGGACACUUCUAUGGAAAACCCAAAUGGAGGAAAAGGCUAAUUACAUACAGGAUCACUCGGUACACUCCAGAUCUGACCAAGAGUCAGGUGGAUGCAACCAUUGCUCGGGCCUUCCAACUCUACAGUGAUGUCAUCCCGCUGGACUUCAAACAGGUCUACACUGGCACUGCGGACAUCAUGAUCCUCUUCAAGGGCGGAAAUCACGGGGACUUUUACCCUUUUGACGGAGCGGGUGGGGUCUUGGCUCAUGCUAACUCUCCUGGACAGGGUCAGGGGGGGGACACACACUUUGACGAUGAUGAAACUUGGACUCUUACCCAGAGAGGUGUGAAUCUGCUGUUGGUGGCGGCACACGAGUUUGGCCACGCUCUGGGCCUGGAUCACUCCAGGGACAGACGUGCACUGAUGUACCCCACCUAUCAAUAUGUCAACACACACGGGUACAGGCUGCCGGACGAUGACAGGCGUGGGGUCCAAGCCCUUUACGGAAGCCGUACACCAGUGCCCACAACUGAACCAAAACCAAAACCACCUCCUGGUCCAAAACCUGAGCCAGAGCCAGAGGAGCCAACAGAAAAACCAGACUCAGACCCGCAGCCCAACCCCCGAGAUGAGCAGUGCAGCCGCGGGCUGGUGUUUGACGCUGCUACCUCCAUCAGUGGAGACCUGUACUUCUUUAAAAACGGAUACUACUGGAGAAAGAGUUCAGCUUUCCAAGGAAUCCGUUUCACUAAAGUGGGCACAAAAUGGCCUGGGAUCAGCUAUGUUGAUGCUGCCUUUGAAGUCCCACACAGCAAUGUGGUUUAUCUGUUUGAAGGUCAACAAUACUGGGGCAUAAGGGCUUAUGCCAAGACAAUAUUGUCAGGCUAUCCAAAGCCUAUCACCAACCUCGGCCUCCCAUCCUCGGUCAGUAAGGUUGAUGCAGCCGUUUAUGUGCCAACUACCAGAAAAACGCUAAUUUUUGUGAAUAACCAGUAUUGGAGCUAUGAUGAGAGCAGAAACCAAAUGGACUUUGGAUACCCGCGAUAUAUCACUUGGGAUUUCCCUGGCAUUGGCUCCAAAGUAGAUGCAGCCUUUGAGAAUUAUGGAUAUCUAUAUUUCUCAGAUGGCGCCAGACAGAGUGAAUACUACCUGCCACACAAGAGAGUGAUGCGUGUACUGCUCAACUACGGCUGGCUCAACUGUUACUGAGACACAACUGGUCUAUGCCCUAAAUGUAACUGCAGUUGGCAUGCAUUUCAUGAAUGAGUCUUGUGAAUAACACAAUUUUUUUUUUUUUGUGAUGUGGAGAACAGUUCUUAGAGACAGAUGCUGUUUCAUAGUCUAACUACUGCUUGAGUGCUGACGAAUAGCAAAUAAGUCAAACUGAGCCAAAGGUCAGUGAAUGUUUAUCAUUUGAUCAAUUCUGUAAAUAAUCUUUGACCUGUUUUAAAAUGCUUCUGGUUCAUUUUUUUGGGUAGGGGAACUUGCAAAGGAAUGUGCUGAUGGUGAAUGUAUUCGCUAGGAGAUGUUUACUCAUGUUAGUGAUGCUAAAUUGCACAACUUUGGGUGUAAAACAAGGGGUUUAAAGUUGUCCUCUGAACACAUCCCAGGGUUACAAUUAAAUGUUAAAAUGGAGUUAUGCAAAAGCUCCCCUGCAAUUCCACUCUCCCCUUUAGCCAUAAUAUGGCCCAACAUGCAGGAUUUUCUUAUUUGAAUAUACCAACUUUGGUUACACAGUAAAAAAAAAAAAAAA
Messenger RNA from Xiphias gladius (swordfish), 2614 nucleotides. Its product is annotated as macrophage metalloelastase-like. The transcript has 11 exons. Gene Ontology annotation, biological process: extracellular matrix organization; collagen catabolic process; proteolysis. NCBI's taxonomy places the organism in Eukaryota, Metazoa, Chordata, Actinopteri, Istiophoriformes, Xiphiidae. The coding region runs from base 550 to 2070 and encodes 506 amino acids. Gene Ontology annotation, molecular function: zinc ion binding; metalloendopeptidase activity. The record is from RefSeq and is a predicted model, not a curated record. Gene Ontology annotation, cellular component: extracellular matrix.